Molecule: messenger RNA, 4786 nt
Organism: Cyprinodon tularosa
Lineage: Eukaryota; Metazoa; Chordata; Actinopteri; Cyprinodontiformes; Cyprinodontidae
Product: sterile alpha motif domain-containing protein 9-like
Exons: 2
Coding region: 1-4581 (1526 amino acids)
Cellular component (GO): cytoplasm
Molecular function (GO): protein binding
Source: RefSeq, a predicted model, not a curated record
AUGGCUCCAUACAUCCAGGCGUUGUUUUCGCCCAGCUCCUUCAACAAACCGUACAUCAGUAUCCGAGCCCUACGCAAUGACUGCAAAGUUGAGCUAGGAUUACAGAAGGAGGAUCUACCACCUGAUAUUGAAGACUGGAGUAAAUUUGAUGUAAAGAAAUGGGCUCUGUCACUGCAGAAUGUAGAUGACUCUCUUGCAGAACUGCUGUUUGAAGAAGAGAUCUGUGGUUCCAGUCUUUUACUUUUAGACGAAUCAAAACUUAAAGAAAUUGGUGUGAAGCUUGGACCAGCUAUGCAUAUUGUCCAUGCCAGAGAUGAGCUCAUCAACUUCAAGAGAGUUGAGCCAACAUGUUCCAGAAACCAGUCAACUGGAGAACCAACUAAACCAUACCCAUUUGGUAGAUAUCAUGAUGCUUUUAGAUAUCUAAAGGACAACAUUCUUGCGGUCCCAGAAUCAGGCCCCUUGAACCUCAUAGAACCCUGUCAUGAAUUCAAAGGAUUUUAUAACACACAAGAGGAUAAGAAAAUGGAAAAAUUUAUCACUGAGGUCAUUAGGUUUGCUGCUGCCUGCAUGAAUAGCCGCACUAAUGGUACCAUACAUUUUGGAAUAGGAGACAAGCCAGAUUUUGUUCAUGGUCAGGUGUUGGGAGUGGCUGUUGAUGACAAAGAGGCAUAUGCAAAAUCCCUAAAAGAAGCCAUUGAUGGUUACUUUGAACACAAGCACAAGGAAGAUGCUCAAAAGUGCAUUAAGCCUCCUCGUUUUGUUGAGGUCUUAAACAAAAACACUACGUCAUCUUAUGAAUAUGUGAUUGAAGUGGACAUUGUGCCUCAGUUUGCUAUCUGUGGAGAAAAAACCUACCAAACGUAUACCAUAAAGAAAGCAAAGAAAAUGACUAAUGAGACCAAAUCACAACAAUCAAGACUUUUCUACAUUCGUGAUGGUGGUAGUUCCAGAGAUCUUUUUGCCCCAACUACAUCUUCCAAACCCAUGGUUGAGUAUAAGAAGUUUGUUGAUGGAAUACCACAACUAUCACAGCUCCGCAAGGAUGCAGAGGAGAAGCACUCCGAAGCAAUAAAAAGCUCAACUCAAGGCUCAGAGUUAAUGCACAUGAUAACGAGUGGAACUUUGUCAUUGGAUAAGUCCAAUUUUGAUUGCUACCUGGUCGUGACAAACAAAUCUCAUUCAAGCCAUCUUGAAAAUCUGGAUUUUCUCACAGAGCUCGAACCUGUAGCUGUUCUAGACUUUGAUUCUGAAUCAAAUGAAAAUGGAUUACUGAGUUACUAUAAGCAGAAUAACACGGUGAGUCCUCAUUUACCAGCAAAAUAUAAAAUAAUGGGAAGUGUCAAAGAAACUGCGGUCAAAUUGGAGUUACCUAAUAACACCGGCUGGGUAUUCUGCAAUGGAGGUAUUGAGGGAGAGAAACCCUCAGACAUUAAACAGUGGUUAAAAGAGAAAGGGGCCUCUGUGCACGAUGUGAUUUCUUUCUUGUGCCGCAGAGAUGUGCUUCCAGACAAGAGGUUCCUUGUCAUUUUCUUACUUUUGUCAACAGUUAGUGAGAAAAUGGACCCACUGGUUGAGACUUUCAUAAUGUUAUUGCAGGAACUCAAAGCCACGGGUCAAAUUCUCUGUAUCUGUGAUAAUGAAAAUGCAUUUACUUCAUGGAAGGAUCUCAUUUUUGCAAGGUGUGGGGAGGACAUCUCUGACAGAUGUAUAUAUGAGCUCAGCUUUGCUGAAGUCAAUGGAACCAUUCGUAGUCUUUGGUCAGAAAACCGAAGAGCCAUUCGGUUUCUACCUUGUGGGGGGGGGAUUAAGGUGCCUCUGUUGAAAAAAUCUGAGCGCAGCCUAAAAGCCUUAGAGGUCCUGUGUGUGAACCAGUGUGAAGGAGGAAAUGAGGACAGAGUUGCCAUUGAGGAGGACUUUUAUAGAGGUGGAAAUGUCUCAUGGUGGAAUUUCCAUUUCUCUGAGCAGCCUGGAUUAACCGCAUUCAUCAAACGGGACAAGUUUGAUUACAUUGUGGACACUAGUAUACCAGAUCUAUGCUCACUAACAAAAGCUUGUGUGCUGCUCAAUCUCAUCCAUUUGCCUGGGUGUGGUGGGACAACUUUGGCCAAGCAUGUGUUGUGGGCUCUUCGUGACAGAUUUCGCUGUGCUGUCCUCAAGAAAAAGUCUAACUUUGCUGAUGUGGCUGAACAAGUGGUCCAACUUUUGAUGUAUGCCUAUGAUGAGCAAACACCAAGGAUCCCUGUACUGCUAAUGAUAGAUGACUUUGAUGAUAUGGAGAAUGUUAAUGACUUACAGCAGGCCAUUGAAAAUGAGUGCAUUGAGAAAGACAUACAAUCAGCUAAAGUCAUUCUCCUCAACUGUAUGAAAUCAAAGUCAUUUGAAGUGACAGAGACAACUCCUACCACUGUAUUCAUUGGGAACCGUCUCUCUGACAAGGAGCUGAAACUGUUUGAGGUGAAACUUGGAGAAAUAGAAAAAGAACAUCAGAACAUUGAAACUUUUUAUGGUUUCAUGAUAAUGAAGGAAAACUUUAACCCAGAAUAUAUUAAAGGGGUGGUCCAGAAAACUCUGAAAAACUUCAACAUGGGGGAAAAGAAUGCGCAACUAUUUGCUGUUUUGGUUCUGUUGAAAGUUUACUGUAAUGGCUCCUCUAUCUCCUUAUCUCUAUGUAUGGAUUUUCUGGACCAUCCAAAACCUGUUUGUGGAGAUGUUUGGAUUGAUGAUAUCUUUCAGGAAUAUUCCAGUUUCAUUUCUAGCUGCUUCGAUCAAGACAUAGUUGUUUACAAAGCUGUGAAAAUAACAUACUCAGUCAUUGCAAAGCAAUGUUUGGAGGAAAUCAAAAAUACACACAAUGUGACAACAGCAAAAAUUGCCAACUUUCUUUUGACCACAGACCAGCUUUAUGAGCAUACCCAAGGUAGAGACAAUCUCUUUCAAGAUGUUUAUCAUAUUUUAGUUAAAAGGUUUCCUUCAUUUGACGAAGAUUCUCGGUUCUCUCCUCUCAUCCAACAAGUGGCUAGAGAAACACCAGGGCAGGAAGAGAUAGUGCUAGCAAAUGCAACAAAAAGAUUUGACAAUGAUGCUAUUGUCUGUCAGUUGUUAGCCAGAUACUACUAUUUGAAAAAGAAGGAUUUUUUGGUUGCAAAGGAUUGGGCAAAUAAAGCAAUGGAACUUUCCAAGGACUCCUAUAUGGCAGACACUGCAGCACAGGUUAUUAAGCAUCAGCUAAAGAGUGAAAUUUCAGAGUGCAAAGAAGAUCCCAUCAGCCCAGAGAAAUUGUUAAGUUCCCUCAAAUUGGCCCAGUCUGCAAUGGUAGCAUUUAGGGAAACACAAGACCUUGCUAAGAGGGAGUCUUUUGAGCGAUUACAAAUCAAAAGAAAUAACUGCCCUUUCAACACUUCAGGAUGUCUUGGAGAAAUCCAGGUUGGAGUUUUUGUUAUACACUUAUUACAGAAAACUGUGUUUUCCUCUGAUGGUAUUCGACAUGACAUAAUGAGCCAGUUUCUAUCUGGAAAUAUUUCACUGAGUAAGAUGGAGAAAAGUGAUCGCCAGGGCAUUAAAUACAAAGAGUAUUAUCAUAUUCUUAGAGGGUUUGAGAACAUGCUUUCCAUUCUCAAACAAAGAAUGAAGUGGAACUUUGACUACCUUGAUAGAGGUCAUGUGAAUCUCGGGACCGUGAUUGGAAUAAAGAAUCCCCGUGAGAAGGUAACCCAAACUGAAAUUGCUAGGUGUUUCGAAACGUAUUCAAAUGUUUUCUGCAAGACAGAAUCUGAAAAUGAUUUGAAAAAGCAACAUUUUAACCUUGACCUUCACCUGGCAAGACAGUUCCUUGAGAAGGAAAAAGCUGAUACCUUCUCUGGAAUUUUGGAUUGUCUCACAAAGGAAAUCACAACUGAAAAGAUAGAAGAAAUUGUUCGUCAACACAAUUUUAUUUGCCUACCUAAGCACAAACCAAAAAUAAUAGAAAGAAUCAAUAUGAUCUAUGCAAACGUUGUGUUGGGCUGUAUUAAACCAGAAUCAGAUGUUCUGUUAUACCAAGACCUGCUUAUUGUCCUUUCUGAACUUCUGCGUGAAAAACACACAGAGGAAGAGUAUUUCUCACUGCUCUUCCUUGCAGUUGUGCUAUUAUGGCCGUCACCAGAACAUGAACUGUGUAUCCAGCUUGGGACUUACAUCUCACAGCUGAAAGUGUCCUAUUUUGAGCAGAUGAAGGAAGUCUUCAAUGGAAAGCGUCCAAUUGUCCAUUUCCUGUUGGGGACUAAGAGCAGCUACAUGAGACUCGUGCAAAUAAAAGCAAUCCAAAGUUGUGUCACAGGUUCAGAGGAACGGUUUGCUUCCCUUUGGGGAAAUGGCCAAAUAUUUAGAAAACAGGAAGUGAGAAAGUUACUUCAAAGGUUCACUGGUCAGGUGAGGGGGAAAAAGAAGAUAAUGGUAGAUACUUGUUUCCUGGAUCAGAAGCUGGAAGUCAUCCCAUUGUUUCAGAGUCAGAUUACUGGACUUCAGCAUGGAUCAAAGGUGUCAUUUUUUAUUGGGUUCUCCAUGAAAGGCCCUCUUGCACUGGACAUUGAGAGGUUCUAAAAGGCCUCCUUGGACUCAUUCUCUUUAGUGUUUAUUACUCUCUUUACAAAGAAAGAAAAGACAUUUAAUAAAUCAGAACAGUAAUAGGACCACACCAUUUCCGAUUAUUCUGAACCCCUAUGGAUGAUUGCAUUUGUAUUGACCUUUUAAAUGGGUUUUCAAGGGGCAUAAUUUUAUUUUAUGAAAUUUCCUAUUUUUAUCAUAG